CUCUUUCUCUCUCUCUCUCUAUAGAGGGAAGACGCAUCCUGUAAUCAGGUCACACUUCACUGUAGCCUCAGCAUCCGUCUCUCGCCCUUUAAAGCAGAGGAAUCGAGACAUCAGACAAGCGGAAUAAUGGUGUGGAUGAACGAUCUGGGAUGUCUUCUCGUCCCGUUGCUGAUGCUCGUACGGUUUUCCGUGCAGGUGGACGUUAAGAGCGGGAAAGAAGCGGAGAAAACGGGGAAUUUCAUGGAAGAUGAACAGUGGCUGUCCACCAUUUCCCAGUACAGUCGCAAGAUCAAGCACUGGAACCGCUUCAGAGAUGACGAUUACAUCAGAUCAUGGGAUGAAAGUCAAGGAUCGAAUGAAAAUGUGGACACUACUAAGGAUCCUUGCCAGAAGGUCAAAUGCAGCCGGCAUAAGGUGUGUGUCGCUCAGGGCUACCAGCGUGCUGUGUGCGUCAACCGCAAAAAGCUGGAGCACAGGUUGAAGCAGCAAGUCAUUAGACAGCAGCAGGAGAGUAACUGUAAAUCUUGCCCAGUAUCUUCCGAUGGUCCCGUUUGUGGCUCUGAUGGACACAACUACGCCUCGCAGUGCAAACUGGAGCAGCAGGCUUGUCUCACAGGAAAGGAGUUGAAAGUAAGAUGUGCUGGUCUCUGCCCCUGUACUGCCACCGUGGCUCCUGCUACAGACGUGGACAGCAAACACGAGAGUUGCACAGGGCAGGACCUGGCAGAUCUGGGAGAUCGCCUGCGGGACUGGUUCCAACUGCUGCAAGGCAACGGCAAGCAGAACAGCACGGGGAAUCCUGUAGCCAGUUCUGCAUCAAUUGUGGACCGAACUCUUGUUGCGACCUGUAAGGACUCUAUUGGCUGGAUGUUCUCUAAGCUGGACACGAACAGUGACCUGUAUCUGGAUCAAGCUGAGCUGUCUGCCAUUAAUCUGGACAAGUAUGAAGUGUGCAUACGGCCCUUCUUCAACUCCUGUGACUCCUACCGUGAUGGUAAAGUCUCCACAGCUGAGUGGUGCCUCUGCUUUUGGAGAGAAAAGCCUCCCUGCCUGGCUGAGCUAGAGCGAAUCCAAGUGCAAGAAGGAGCCAAGAAGAAACCGGAUACAUACAUUCCCAGCUGUGAUGAGGACGGCUUUUACAGGAGACUGCAGUGUGACAAGAGCAGAGGGGAGUGCUGGUGUGUGGACCAGCAUGGAGGAGAGUUAAUGGGCUCCAGAAUCCAUGGCAACCCCGACUGUGACGAGGUGGUCACGUACUCGGGCGAUUUUGGCAGCGGGCUCGGAUGGGAAGAUGAGGAGGAAAAGGAGGCGGAGGAGAACGGCGAGGAGGCUGAGGAGGAGGAAGGGGAGGUGGGGGAGGUAGAUGACGGCGGAUACAUUUGGUAAAACGAAAUGCGAUUCUCGCCUUGUUCGACGUAGCUUUCUGUGGCCCAUUUCUACAGAGGCAGCUCUAUCUUCUGACAUUAAACGGUGGACACUGGAGGGUCUGUCAUCUUUAUACUGCACUCCAAACAGCAUUGACUUGGGGAGGGUGGGGGGGAGGGUGGCUUGGUUAGUGUUAGCUGUAGUGAGAUUACGGUGUUGGGAAAGAGUUUUCAAUUAUUGGGCUUAUGGAUACUUCUGAAACAUCAUAUUUUUGUUGUAAGUGCAAGAGUUUUCUCCUGAAUCAGUCUCUAGCAUCUGCAAACACGAGCUCAGAAUUAGGCGCUUGAUAGGUGUGAUGUGAUGCAUUCUUAUGCAAGUCUAAUAAAUACAAACUUUCGUCACUAUACAUUCAGAAAUGAUACAGUCUAAAGCGACUUUUUAAAGUAUGUAUAUAAAGAUAGACAGGCUUUAGGGUCUAACCUGUUUCAUUGGAUCUUCUGUCGACCAUCAGCAACUGCUUUCUUUGGGAACUGAGACUGCUGCUAAUGUUUUUGCUGUUAAAAGUUUCUGUAAAUUCUUUGAAAUGUCCUCCUAAUGAUUUAGCGUAUAUGAACACAGAUUACUAUAAAGACAAAGAGACACAAAGUCUAAAAACACAAGCUCAAAAAGCUAAGACUGUUACUCUGUUCUGUUCUGGCUGAAACAGUCUCUGCAUCAUUUCUUUGCUUCCUUGAAGUAGAUAUAGUCGUAAAUGUCUUGAGAUAAAGUAGCCUUGUCAGUGUAUUUGAAGAACUAUUUCUCCACGCUCACAAACUACAACCGAUUUUAGGCUACUUGCCAGAAAUACACAAUGCACUUCUACAAGAUGAUCCUUGUCCUAAAGGCACUAUUUUUUUUCCUGUCUUUUGUGUAAUAAUCCACUGAAACCAGAGAUGGCAAAGCAUUAUAUUUUCAUAUAAAUUACACCUCAAUGCAGUAGCUUUCUCCCUCACCCCGAUGUCCAAAUCAUUGUUUUCUUUGAAAUGGACAGUCAUAAAUCCUGAGAUAUGUGCGCUCUGGUUUCAUAUGUCUGUCAUAAUAGAAUUUGCUUAUACUCCACUAGGUCAGGCUGUAAUACGGUACUUCUGAUGCAACAUGGCUAUUAUAACGAGGCAGUGUAUGGAUGAACAGGAGAGGCAGGAAUGAGUUUUCGAAAAUGCAUUCUGACAUAUUCUCCCUCGUAUACCCAAAGGGACCAAUCUGUCUUUGCAGAUGUCUUCUAAUCAGAUCUUCCCAUCAUUUGCAAUGAAAGAUGUGUUGGCUGUAAUGUUCCUAGGUGUAAAUAUGGUGCUGCAGGGAUUUAUAUUCAAGAUCUGAAUCUUAAAAUCUACGACUUAAGGUGAAGUACAUGAGUCCCGCAGUAAAAAAAAAAUAUGUUAAGCAUCAAGUUUUUAGGGUUAAAAUGCUGUAAAACGUGUAUGAAUUACAGACUCGGCCUGGUAUGAUAAUUCACUCAGACGGGGUUUCGAAGCUGCACAUAGGCAAGAUAAAAUGCAUUUGAUAUGGUAACAUCCCCAGCGUAAACACAUUCAUCAAUGUACCUCGCGUCUACAGAAGAAUAUAAAUCCUCCAAAUGUCAUUGAGACGAAUCUUGAAGAUAUUUAAAUUAGUUGUGGAUUAUCAUAGACGACACCACCUUGCUGGUGUGAUGGAGUGGAAAGACAGCCUGCUCAUUAAAAGUCAAUAGUGAAUGUCCUGAUGUCUUACUCAGCAGUGUAGAGGAGUCUGCUAACAGUGAUGUUAUACCACUUGGACUAGUGUAUGAUUGUAUUGUACUGUACAUGCCAUUAUUAUUGUAAAUACUUGGAUUUACUGAUUAGAAAACAUUAUAUUUA
Onychostoma macrolepis is the source of this 3239-nucleotide messenger RNA. It is a transcript of the gene spock2, whose product is annotated as SPARC (osteonectin), cwcv and kazal like domains proteoglycan 2. NCBI's taxonomy places the organism in Eukaryota, Metazoa, Chordata, Actinopteri, Cypriniformes, Cyprinidae. The transcript has 10 exons. The coding region runs from base 127 to 1386 and encodes 419 amino acids. Gene Ontology annotation, molecular function: protein binding; calcium ion binding. The record is from RefSeq and is a predicted model, not a curated record.